Messenger RNA from Symbiodinium necroappetens, 454 nucleotides. NCBI's taxonomy places the organism in Eukaryota, Dinophyceae, Suessiales, Symbiodiniaceae. The record is from the annotation of a GenBank genome assembly.
GUCCGCGCCGGGCCCCGGGAGGUGUGCUGAAAGCGCCUGGCAGGCAGACGCUUCUGCAGGGCGCAGGCUUACUGCGCCCGCAGUAUCGGAGCGCUCUUUCCCGGCUUUCCAGACGGCCGCGGGUGCUGCCACGCUGGCAGCCCUAUGGUCGAUGUCCCCGCUGACCCGAGGAAGGCCAAGAGCAGAGCGCCGCCCUCGCGUCGUUUUGUGCGCAGAGGCGGAGGAGGCUCCGCCGGUGGAGUCGAAGCAAGAGCAGGUCGUCACGCCUUGGGAGGUAGAGGCAGGCGAGGAUGGAGUGGAUUACGACAAACUCAUUGAGACCUUCGGUUGCCAGCCGAUUACUGCGGAACAGAUUGAAAGAGUAGAACGCCUCACGGGCAAGCGCGCCCACAGAUUUCUCCGACGCGGCCUCUUCUUCUCCCACCGGGAUUUGGACAGCCUCCUUGAUGCCUAU